Messenger RNA from Sycon ciliatum, 1657 nucleotides. RefSeq names its product ubiquitin-like modifier-activating enzyme 5. The record is from RefSeq and is a predicted model, not a curated record. Bases 136 to 1248 code for a protein of 370 amino acids. Lineage: Eukaryota; Metazoa; Porifera; Calcarea; Leucosolenida; Sycettidae. Gene Ontology annotation, cellular component: cytoplasm; cytosol. Gene Ontology annotation, molecular function: UFM1 activating enzyme activity. The transcript has a single exon. Gene Ontology annotation, biological process: protein ufmylation.
CCGGUAUUUUACGACUCCAUGGUUCAAACAUGAUUUCGAUUUCUUUGUCUUGAAUUUUUUGUUUUGAAGUCUGUUUCUAGUUCUGCAAGAGCGUUGUUGUGCUGUGUGUGCUGUGUCGCUUUUCUUGCAAGAGAAAUGGCUACCUACAGAGCUAAGCAUGCUGAGGACAUGUCAUCAGAAGUAGUAGACAGCAAUCCGUACAGUCGUCUGAUGGCUCUGAAGAGGAUGGGCAUUGUAGACAAUUACCAAGAUAUCAGAAACUUCACAGUGGCGGUCGUAGGUGUUGGUGGUGUGGGUAGUGUGACGUCCGAGAUGUUAACUCGAUGCGGUAUGGGAAAGCUUAUCUUAUUCGACUACGACAAAGUGGAGAUGGCGAAUAUGAAUCGACUGUUCUUCACCCCAAAUCAAUGUGGCCUGAGCAAAGUCGAGGCAGCAGCAGCUAGCCUGAAGCAAAUCAAUCCGGAUGUGGACAUUGAAACGCAUAAUUACAAUAUCACAACUGUCGACAAUUUUGACCACUUCAUGAGUCGCCUGAAAGCGGGCUCCAAGACUUCGGGACCAGUCGAUCUUGUUCUGAGUUGUGUUGACAAUUUUGAGGCACGCAUGGCUAUCAAUACCGCAUGCAAUGAGCUUGGUCAGACAUGGAUCGAGUCAGGCGUCAGUGAGAAUGCUGUGUCGGGCCACAUACAAUUGGUUCGUCCUGGUGAGACUGCAUGCUUCGCCUGUGCUCCGCCGCUACUUGUUGCCGAUGGCAUUGACGAGAAGUCACUGAAGAGGGAAGGCGUGUGCGCUGCGUCGCUGCCCACGACCAUGGGAAUCGUUGCUGGCAUUCUCGUGCAAAGUGUUCUGAAGCUUCUGUUGAAAUUCGGUGUGGUCUCAACGUUUCUUGGUUAUAGUGCACUCAAGGACUUCUUUCCCACGAUGGAGUUGAAGGCCAACCCGAGCUGCAGUGACUCUAGCUGUCGGCGGCAUCAAGAGCGUCAUCAAAAGGAACUAGCUAGUCGGCCCAAGGAAACAGCGGCGGAGGACACGGCUGCAGAAGCAGAGAUUGUUCACGAGACCAACGAGUGGGGAAUUGAGGUGGUCGACGACAGCGGCGCACCGGCAGAGACGACCAGUGUCGAAGUAGCAUCGGGUCUGAAAUAUGCGUACACCACUGAUGCGAAACCCAGUGAUGAUGCUCCAGUUGUGGACACCGGGGACAUUUCACUGGAAGAGCUGCAGAAACAGAUGGCUGAAAUGUCUUAGUGUUACUACAUGUACUUGUGAUUGGAAACAAGCAUUUUAUUCCACUGAGAAUGGGCAGAAAACCUUUGACUUUACUUAUGACAGUGUUUUGUGAUGUGACUAACAACUUUGUUUUUUUAACACAUACAUGUAGGCUGUCCUAGGUCAUCUUUGUACAGUACUUUAUCGCCUGUGUAAAUUUUCUUUCUGCACUAUAUUCAUAUUCCCCGGUUUAUUCUCUCUAGUUUUUGCUUACAAGUAAAAUUUUGUUUUCUAGUGUAUCCAUUUUAUUUUCUGCAAUACAGCUCCCUUUAAUCAAUUCCAUUAUUGCUUUACCGGCACCAGUGUCGGACAAGUUGCUAGUGCCGACCAUGUAGACACGGUUCCAUGCAGUCUUAUUUGAAUCAUGUCCAAUACACUGUAAAGUAAA